Schizophyllum commune H4-8 is the source of this 1148-nucleotide messenger RNA. Its product is annotated as NAD(P)-binding protein. The record is from RefSeq and is a predicted model, not a curated record. The transcript has 4 exons. Bases 108 to 1079 code for a protein of 323 amino acids. Lineage: Eukaryota; Fungi; Basidiomycota; Agaricomycetes; Agaricales; Schizophyllaceae.
AUGAGUCGGUCACGGGGCUCAACCUAUAAGAAUACCUAUGCUUUGGCCUGUACCUUCCAGAAGUCUCUCAUCUGCUUUCCGUCUACUACCAUCAGCAAAUCGUCAGUAUGUCCCAGUCCAAACCACUUGUGGUCAUCUUCGGCGCGACAGGAGAGACAGGUCGGGUCAUAGUCGACAGUCUCUUGGCCAGUAACGAUUUCCGCGUAGCCGCAGUCGCUCGCAACCCUUCGAAUGCAGAUGUGGUCAAGCUCUCCGAGCGCGGUGUCACUAUACACCAGGCGGAUCUCCUGAGCGUUACACAGGAGAGGCUGCAAGAGAUCCUCGUAGGCGCUGACACCGUCAUCGCGACGGUGCAUCCUUCCUGCAUCGAAGCGCAGAAGAAGAUCAUCGACGCGGCUAAGGUCGUCGGCGUAAAGCGCGUCGUCCCGGACGACUUUGGCACAGACGCGCCGAAGGGUGUGAUGCUCAUGCACGACAAGAAACUCGCCAUUCGUGAUUACCUCAAGCAAUCCGGCGUUGGCUACACCUUCGUCGAGGUAGGCUGGUGGACUCAGAACACCGUUCCGUACCCGCCAGACAUCAAUGGCAUGCACGCCGAGUUCUCGCACACCUUCGUCGGUAGUGGUGAUGUGCCCUUCGCCGUUACCGACCUCUUCCACAUUGGCGACUACGUGCGGCGCGUCAUCGCGGACGAGCGCACGCUCAACCAGACCGUCUUCAUAUGGGAGGAUGAGGUCACGCUGAACAAGACGUGGGAGGUGGCGGUGGCCAGGCUCGGCGACGCUGUCCUGCAGAAGAAGAAAGUGAUCACCGAGGAGAUGAUCACGAAGCAGUUGGAAACCGUUCGAGCUGCGGGAACCGAGCAGAUUCUGCUCCGCUAUGUGACGGAGUACUGGUACAGCAUUUUCGUCAGGGGCGACAACACCAUCGCGAAGGCGAAAGCAGCAGGUGCUCUCGAUUUCAAGGAGCUCUAUCCUGACGCGAAAACCUACGACUAUGAGUAUCUCGCCGAUAGCUUCUACAAGAAGCCGUACAUGCCGUAUGCAGGUGGUUACAAGACCGAGACGCUGAAGGACUAAGCAAUCGUUUAUUCUCCAAAUGGCAUAUUUUGUGUAUAAUGGAAACAGAAAACAUAGGUACUCAAGCCG